GACAAGGCGAACCCUAAUCACGGCGCGACGUCUAGAGUGACGCGGGGACGCGCAGGCCGGAAGUAGUACGCUGUCCUGUCGCUGACUAGUGACGUCACAGCGCGACCUGUGGUGGGGGCGGAAGCUGGAGUCCCGGCUAAGGGAUGCCCAAAAAGUUUCAAGGUGAAAACACCAAGUCUGCUGUUGCCCGUGCCAGAAAGGCUGAGGCAAAGGCUGCAGCUGAUGCAAAGCGCCAGCAGCAACUGGAGGAUGCGUUUUGGCAGGAUGACAACAAACAUGUCCAGCGGAAAGAGCAAAGGAAGGAAGAAAAGGAAAAACGUCGCCUAGAGCUGUUAGAGAGAAAGAAGGAGAGCCAACGCUUGCUAGAGGAAGAGGAUUCUAAAUUGAAGAAUAGACCAGCAAAACCUCCACCCACAAAAGUAACUCGGGCACAGAUAGACGAAACGCUGCAGAGAGAAAAUGUUCCAAAUGCCACUGUUGAAAAGCCGAAGACACACCUAGAGAUGCCACUGGAAGAAAAUAUAAACCGUCGUUUGCUAGAGGAAGGAGAGGUUGAAGCGCGUUCUGUAGAAGAAGCCAUAGCUGCUCUAAGUGUCAGCAAGGAACUUGACCGUCAUCCUGAAAGACGAAUGAAAGCUGCCUUCACAGCAUAUGAAGAACUAAAUCUUCCACGCCUGAAACAGGAGAAUCCAAACAUGAGGCUUUCCCAAUUAAAGCAAGUUUUGAAAAAGGAAUGGAUGAAAUCUCCUGAAAAUCCCAUGAACCAGAGGCAUGCUGUCUACAAUGCUAACUAACCAAUUGUAAUACAGAUUUAUAUCUCGGAGAUGAGACAGUAGCAGGGCAUACUUUACAGAAAGCCAAGAGUACGUGUAGGACAUCUAGAAUGUAUAUUGGUUGUCAGACCUUGCGGGGUAGGGAGGGGGUUUUGAAAAGCGGCAGUUAUUUGUUUUAUCCAUACCAUCUGAGGGUAAGGAUUUAACAGUCCAAAACACUGCAUGUGCCAAAGCCGGGCUGAUGGCUAAAAACUAAGAACUUUGGAAUUAAAAACUCAAUUAGAGAUUCUCCAUGAAAAAUAAAUGUGUGGUGACUUGCAUUAUUUAACUGCCAUAUGGUAUGUGUUGUUUGUCAAUAAAUAUGAUGGUCAGAAUAAUUACCUAACAAUAUCCCUUUUAACUUUAUGAAUUCAAAAUAAGGAAUACAAUAGUAGCCGCAGUCUCACCUGACUCUCCUGUUUUAGGAUUUCAAGUUUGGAACUGUUUGUUUUUUUCCCAGCAAGUGAACUUAAAGAUUUUUUUCAGGCAAAGCAAAGAAAAGCUGAAUUAAACAGUGCCCACAAAACCUG
This is a messenger RNA of Bufo bufo (common toad), 1342 nucleotides long. RefSeq names its product coiled-coil domain containing 124 (gene CCDC124). Gene Ontology annotation, biological process: transcription by RNA polymerase II. The transcript has 5 exons. Gene Ontology annotation, cellular component: nucleus. Gene Ontology annotation, molecular function: transcription coactivator activity. The coding region runs from base 144 to 794 and encodes 216 amino acids. The record is from RefSeq and is a predicted model, not a curated record. NCBI's taxonomy places the organism in Eukaryota, Metazoa, Chordata, Amphibia, Anura, Bufonidae.